Bufo bufo (common toad) is the source of this 2198-nucleotide messenger RNA. RefSeq names its product tubby protein homolog. Gene Ontology annotation, cellular component: cilium. Gene Ontology annotation, biological process: protein localization to cilium. Lineage: Eukaryota; Metazoa; Chordata; Amphibia; Anura; Bufonidae. Bases 143 to 1831 code for a protein of 562 amino acids. The record is from RefSeq and is a predicted model, not a curated record. The transcript has 15 exons.
UUCAGCCUGCGUCCUCUGGAACCUGACAGCCAGGGCUACUUAUACCCUGCCUUGAAUGUGCUCAUUUAUAUCUCAUCUCAGACUCCGUGUUUAUUGUUAGCAGAUGUCUUAGGAUUCUGGAGUUCCUAAUUCAUUGUGGGGGAUGGAAAUGCCAGAAGAAAGUUCAGCUGUUGACCCAACAAUCAGAUUACAAGAUGAUGGACAUGGCAUAUAUCAACAAAAAUUGGAAAUGCAGCGAAAUAUUCAUGAGAAGAAACAGAGAAGGAAACGCCUGGAUCCUCUAAUGCUUCAAGCCAAUCCAGAUAUGAAAAUGAAGCCAUGGAGGUCUCCAAAGCCUGAGGAAGUACUACUGGUGGAGGCAUGCACUGUGUCCAGCAUAUAUUCAGGGAUUACCAAUCCCACCAUAUUAGAUGAAAUUCAUGCAAGUCCCAGUCCAAAGACCUGCACAAAGAAUAUGAAGGCUGAUCCCAAGAUAGAGAAGAAGAAGAUGCAACACCAUGGAGCUGAGAUUUCUGAUGAUGAUUUGGAAGAGAUGAUACUUGAAGACACCAGACCCCUAACUAGAAAGAAAGAACAAGUCCAAGCCAAACCAAAGCAGAAGACCAAGACCAAGGCGGGGAAACAUGAUGUCAAGGAAUCCAAGAAAACAUCACCCAAGGUGUCAAAGACUCCUCGAGCAUCAGCUUCUCUUGCUCAUGAUUGUGAGAAGGAGAAUACACCACAGAACAAAGGCGUUGAUAUACAACCUCAAGAUUCCAUUCAAGAAAUAACAUCUGAUAAGAUGGUUGCUUUUAAGAAUUCCAGUGAUGACGAGAAUUCAGUGAGUGUAGGGAACCGAACAGUUCCUCCUGCUCCUGUGAAACAACGCCGUAAAAAGAAGCCACAGAAAACAGUAAAAUCCAGAAGAAGACAUAAUUCCAAUGAAGGAGAUACCAACGGAACAGAAGACAAUGACUUUGAUGAAGAUUCUGAUAUCCUUAGCAGUGUUGUUUAUACAAGACCAAUGUCUUCUUUGAGUAAGGAGGAAGACUCACCGAUUGCUGCACCUCUUGAAAUUGAUGAUUUGAAAGACUUUGCUUUACGCCCAGCUCCCCAAAAUAUGACUUUGCAGUGCCGCAUCACUAGGGACAAAAAGGGAGUAGACAGAGGACUGUACCCUACCUACUACCUUCAUCUAGAGAGAGUUGAUGGGAAAAGACUUUUCCUCAUGGCUGGAAGAAAGAGGAAGAAAAGCAAAACCUCCAAUUAUCUUAUCUCAGUGGAUCCCACAGACCUCUCACGAGGAGGAGAAAGUGUGAUUGGGAAAGUCAGGUCAAACAUGCUUGGAACCAAGUUCACGAUAUUUGACAAUGGAGUAAACCCUGACAAGCAGCCAUUUGUGCAGGAGAGGGAAUCCCUCCGCCAGGAAUUGGUGUCUGUAUCUUAUGAAACCAAUGUUUUGGGAUUCAGAGGACCCAGGAAAAUGGCUGUCAUUAUUCCUGGGAUGAACCAGGACUGUGAGAGAGUAUUCAUAAGGCCACGCAACGAACAUGAGACCCUUUUAGCUCGAUUUCAGAAUGGAAAUAUGGAGAAUAUUUUAGUUCUCCACAACAAAGCACCAUCAUGGAAUGAGGAGACUCAGUCCUACGUUCUGAACUUCCAUGGACGUGUCACCCAGGCCUCUGUGAAGAACUUCCAGAUAAUAAAUGAUGAUGACCCGGAGCACAUUGUCAUGCAGUUUGGACGCGUCGCAGAGGAUGUUUUCACCAUGGAUUUCAGCUAUCCGCUGUGCGCCCUACAAGCGUUUUCCAUCUGUCUGUCCAGUUUCGACAGCAAACUUGCCUGCGAGUAGAGUUUGAAUAAUACAUCAAAGUAGGCUGCAUAUGGAACCUAAAGGGGACUGUCACCAGGCUUAUGCUGCCAGAGGUAGCCCUGGCAUUCAUGGGCACCAGGCUUCCCCCAGAUGAAUGACAGAUUUGCUGUAUAUAGGGAGAAGGCUGCCAAUCCACAGUGGAGGGGUAGGUGAGCUGGCAGUUCAUGGAUGACGAAGACUACAGAAAGCAUGCAUUACCAGUGCCUGCCUCCUGCUGACUUUGAGAAAACAACUGCACAAAACAAAAUGACCCCUGGUGAAAUCUAAGGGGGCUAUUCAUCAAACUGGUGUAAAGUAGAACUGGCUUAGUUGCCGAUAGCAACCAAUCAAUUUCCACCUUUCAUUU